Cyprinus carpio (common carp) is the source of this 2605-nucleotide messenger RNA. RefSeq names its product XK related 5-like. The record is from RefSeq and is a predicted model, not a curated record. Gene Ontology annotation, biological process: phosphatidylserine exposure on apoptotic cell surface; apoptotic process involved in development; engulfment of apoptotic cell. Lineage: Eukaryota; Metazoa; Chordata; Actinopteri; Cypriniformes; Cyprinidae. Gene Ontology annotation, cellular component: plasma membrane.
GAAUAAAGCAUGGUUGUCUGUCUCUUACAAAAUUUGGGUUAAUAUACCUUUCCAUAAACUGAUCCAUCUUGAGAGAACGAGAUACAUGCGCUAAAUUGAAUCUGAAUCAGGACUGCAGAGGCACCGUUCCUCUCAGGCCAUGAGGCUGGAUCCUUCACCUAUCGCUGUAUUAUUAAUUCUAUAUCACAUUAUAGGCUUUUGCAUAAAAACUCCAUGCAUUCCUACACGCGACGCUGUCAGCGACUGCCGAGAUAAAUCGCAUUCAGGUGGAAAAUCAGGAGCUAGAUGUUCAAGCAGGAAUAACGAGAAGCGUUUUUGUCCCAGCCCUCUUUUUUCCCUCCCAUACAGACACACGACCCCCCUCCCGCACUUCUGUCUCUCUUUUCCAUCCACUCUCUUUUUUACAACAAACAUGGCCGCGAAAUCAGACGGUACAGCCGUUUCUUUGCAGAAUGACAUUCCGCCGACGUGCCUUCCCGAGCCGGAGAAGCGCUCGCCCCAGUUGCGUCCCGUAGGGAAGGAGUAUUCGCUCCUGGACUGCUGCUGGACCCUCUGCGCCCUCUUGGUCUUUUUCUCGGACGGGGCUUCAGACCUGUGGCUGGCUGCCGACUACUAUCUCAGGCGGGACUACUGGUGGUUCGCUCUGACACUCGUUUUUAUCAUCAUUCCUUCUGUUGUGGUGCAGGUGCUUAGCUUCCGAUGGUUUGCGUACGAUUACUCGGACUCCAACGGGAGCGGCACGGCUGCGGCUGCUAUGGUAGCGGCGUUCAAUGCGGAGAGCCACUUCAGCACCAAGGACAGCGAUCAGCGGGGCGCUGGCCGCUCCGCUGCGGUCACCGGAACCCGGAGCAGCGCUGAGAGCUGCUGCAGAGCCUGCGUGUGGCUCUUCCAAAGUGUCUUGCACGUUCUUCAGCUGGCACAGGUCUGGAGGUAUGUCCAUGCCUUAUAUAUGGGCGUGCAAAGCCGCUGGCAUGGGGACCGCGAGCACAAACACUUCUACUGGCGCACGAUGUUCGAGAAUGCUGACAUCAGCAUGCUGAGGUUGCUUGAGACCUUCCUGAAGAGCGCACCUCAGCUUGUUCUGCAACUCAGCAUUAUGGUCCAGACCAGCCAGGUCCUCCCUUUGCAGGGUCUGUCUGCUUCAGCCUCACUAGUGUCUCUGGGCUGGAUGAUGGCGUCUUAUCAGAAGGCAUUACGGGACUCUCGUGACGACAAGCUCCCCAUGUCAUAUAAAGCAGUGGUGGUGCACAUGCUGUGGCACCUGUUCACAGUGGGAGCCCGCGCCAUGGCCUUCGCCCUCUUUGUUUCCAUUUUCCAGCUCUACUUCGGCAUUUUCAUCGUGGCCCACUGGUGCGCAAUGACCUUCUGGAUCAUCCAAGGUGAGACGGACUUCUGCAUGUCCAAGUGGGAGGAGAUCAUCUACAACAUGAUGGUAGGCAUCAUGUACAUAUUCUGCUGGUUCAGCGUCCGUGAGGGCCCCACACGGUGCCGUCUGCUGCUUUACAGCCUCAUAAUCCUGGGCGAAAAUGUGGCCCUCACUGCCGUGUGGUAUAUAUACCGCAGCCCACGCACUUCAGACUUUUAUGCCGUUGUAGUGGUGUGCGUGGUGGCCUGUAGCUAUGCCCUGGGCACAUUUUUUAUGUUUGUCUACUACUGCCUUUUGCACCCUGAUGGCCCUGUGUCUGGGACCUAUAUUGGAUGUUGCGACGUCCAGAUGGGUGCUGUUUCUGAUCCUUGUGUCUCGUCGCCCACCUCCGCUCCUCCUCCUCUGGAUGUGGUGAGCAGCCCGCCGCGGACUCUGCAGAGGACUAAAGGAGGAGAGUCAGUACCAGGAGGAGAUGUUGGAGAAGUGUUUAAGAUGCGGACCCUUAAAGCCUCGCGAACCGCUGCGCCUCGCCUCACCCCAAGGACAGAGGGGCCGGUAAUUCGCAUCGACCUUCCCAGGAAGCAGUACCCAGCCUGGGAUGCACACUUCAUUGAUCGCAGGCUGCGAAAGACCAUUUUGGUACUGGAAGCUGCAGCUCCGGUCACUCCAAGGAUCCAGUACCGCUGUCUAGGCACACCGAAGGAAGUGAUGGAAUAUGAGACGACAGUCUGAGAUGUUUUACCUUCUCCAAAUAAAAGAUGUAAUGUGUUAGUGAGCAGAAAAGUCAGUUCUGUCUAGCUUUAUUUGGUGAAGAAGAAGAGUUUGUCAGAUCUCCACAUGACCCCCUAUUGACUCUUGUCAUCUGUGGAAGCACAUGAGACACUAGUGGUUAUUGGAUUAGGAGGUUAGGCAGGGGUCUGACCAAAUUAAUGAGGCCACGGUAAAUCUAUAAUGAGCAAAACAACAUAUCAUUGUGGUAGAUUAACAGCAAUGGUGCUUAAACACCGUUUCAAACCAUUCUAGGUGUUUUUAAAUCUUUCGUGGCAGCUGCCGUAUUCAACAAAUACUGAAUCCAUUUGGUCAUAAUUCAGUGGGUAUUGAGGUUGUAGUAGGUACAAGUAAAAUGUGUGAGUUGUCUCAUUAAACGCCUUAAGACUUUCUAACAUUUGGCUAUUCAGCAUCUGAAAGGUGCAUUUCACCCUGUUUAAAACAUUAAAGGUGUCCUAUUAUGCUCUUUUA